GCCUGGGACCUUCUUCAGCCUUGUGGGAAAGUGGAUGAAGGCUCGCCGCGAGCACACCACUGACACUGGGAGCAAGUGGAUCUAUUUGACUUUAUGAACCUAUAACAAAUGGAGACUGAUGAUGCAGAGCGCAGUGCUGGAGUGACAGAUGCAUGACCUGUCAUUUCCCUUUCUUCCUUUGUUUUUCCUCCUUGGGAUGUAAUUUCAUUUUUUUUUUUUUUUUAGUUUUUUUCUUUGUUUUGUUUGUUUUUGCUGUGAGCUCUCUCUAUCUGUGGUUUCUUUGCGUGCCUUAGGGACCUGCAGCAAUAACCAGGUGGUCAUUCAUCUUAGGGUCUGUGACGGAUUUUCAUCAGAGGGUGGUGUUUUUUUUUUAAAGAGAAGACAGAGAAGAUCGCAGUGUUGUCGUCAUGAAUCUGAGGCAGCGAGUUAAACUGCUGAAACACUUUGGCUCUGUGCCCCCGGAGCCUCCACCACCGCUGCUGGUGGUGCCUAAACCAGGCAUGGAUGAGUUAGUAAUAUGGGAGCAGCAUACAAUAACGCUAAACAAAGAUCCCAAGCUAGGUUUUGGUUUUGCCAUCUCCGGGGGCCGAGACAAGCCCCACCCAGACGAUGGAGAUACAGCUGUGGUGGUGUCGGAUGUGCUGCCAAACGGGCCAGCCAUGGGACGACUUUUCACCAAGGAUUCGAUUGUGAUGGUCAAUGGAGUGUCAAUGGACAAUGUUCACUCUAACUUCACCAUUCAGACCCUCAAGACGUGUGGCAGGACAGCAAAUGUAACAAUAAAACGCCCUCGGAAGAUCCAGAUCCCAGCGACUUCCAGGCCGACGCGUGCAGCCUCACACUCCAACCUGCUGGAUCACGAGCCUGUCAGAGAGACGCGGCGCUUCUCUGACGGCAGCGACCACCGGGACGGAGGGCGCUACCGCUCCCGCGCUCGCAGCUCCUCGCCUGACCGCAACGGCUACGGAAACACGCUGCCGCUGAUGUCAACGGGGUAUAAAAGGCUGCCACAAAACAACGCUCCGCAAAAACCCAUCAAAACCACUUUGGUCAAGAAGAAGGUCACAGAUGAGUAUGGACUGAAACUUGGCACUCAGAUUUUCAUAAAGCACAUGACGGAGAGCGGUCUAGCUGCAAAGGAAGGCACGCUGCAAGAAGGAGAUCUCAUUCUCAAGAUCAACGGCAUGACGACGGAGAACCUCUCUCUGCUGGAGACCAAGCACCUGGUGGAGAGGAGCAGGGGCAAGCUGACCAUGACGGUCCUCAGGGACGACCGCAAGUUCCUGGUGAGCAUCCCCGAGGUGGAGGACAGCGCCCCCAACAGUGACGAGGACCGCCGCAGAGACAGCAGCUCGGAGCUGGAGGAUAUUUCAGACAUAGAUGAUGAAAUCACACCUCGCAGAACAUCACGCCAACCCACCAGAGAGAAACGGACUCGCAGAACAAGAGCUGAACCUCCUCCACGAGCCAAGUCCCGAGAUUCAUCACCAGUGCGCUCCACAUUGUCCCGGCCCAGUCCAAGGAACUACGCGUCUCGCAGAGCUCCCUCUGAAUCCGAGUCUGACCACAGCGCCUCUCCUCCUCCUCCUCCUGUCAGAAGAGACAGUCCAGAAACGAGAGACCACUCGAGCAAAUACAAAACUCUGUCGGGAAUGUCUACCCUCCCCAACCCUCGCUCCUCUCCCGUCCCGCCCAAAUGGACCACGUCUCGCCCGUCCUCCUCCGCCUCACGGCCUCGCCGGCCCGUGUCAGACUCUGACUCCGACCGCGGCGCCUCCCCUCCUCCACGCAGAGCCAACCCUCCUCCAGACAGUCGAUACAAAGUUCUUCCUGACCUUCCCGUCGCGGGUCUGAGGUCUUCCCCCGUCUUUGUUCAACAGGAGCAUCUGAGAAGAGUCAACUCACCUGUUAGAACCCCCCCUCCAGAUUCGGAUUCUGAAUCGGACGACACGUCAGCGCCUCCUCAGAGGCAGAACACCACGUACAGCCAGGACUCCCUCAGCAGAUACAGAGGGCUGCCAGAAGUUUCCCUGCAGCCUCAGGUGGAGCCGCCGCGGUGGAGCGCUCCCAGCAGCCCGCCACAGGAAGCUCACUCAGACACCGAAUCAGAGGCCAGCUACGCAUCUGUCCCUCGCAGAGACUCCACCGACAGCGGAAACUCCAACAGAGCCAGCGACAGGCACAGAGCGGUGCCUAAGAAAUCCUCCUCAAUCGCUGUGAGGCAGGAGCCUCCACGUCGCAUCCAGUCCCCCGCCAGACCCCCUCCUGAUGAUUCCUCAGAUUCAGAUCCACUUUCCCAUCUCAGGAGGUCUGGCAGCUCUGAGCGGGAGCAGAGCCAUCGCAGUGUUCCUCGGCCCGCUAAUGGAGGCGACACGCUUCGGUCCGGGGUUUCAGUGAAGAACAAUCCACCACUUCACUCCAAGCCUGCAGAAGAGCCCAUCUAUUCCCUACCUCCAGAUUCUUAUCCUUCAUCUAAUCCAGGGUACAGUUCAGAUGUGAAGAUGGUGAGGUUUGUAAAGGAGCGCAGUGUGGGCCUGAGACUCAUGGGAGGAAACGAUGUGGGCAUCUUUGUCGGCGGAGUUCAGCCAAACAGCCCGGCGUACGAACAGGGAAUGAAGGAGGGGGACCAGAUCAUGCAGGUAAAUAAAGUCGAUUUUGGCCAUUUCACACGAGAGGAAGCUGCCAACUUCCUGCUCAACAUCCAAACGGGCGUACCGGUGGAAAUCUGCACGCAGAACAAGAUGGACCUUUAUAAGAAGAUCAUCAAGUCCAACUUGGGAGACAACUUCUACAUCCGCACCCACUUUGACCACGAGGCCGACGGCCCGAUCGGUCUGGGCUUCACCAGGGGAGAGGUGUUCAGAGUCAUGGACACCAUGUAUCGUGGGAAGAUAGGCAACUGGCUGGCCAUCCGCAUGGGCAACGACCUGCAUGAGAUGGAUAAAGGGACGAUCCCCAACCAGGCCAAGGCAGAGAAACUGGCCAUCAUCGAGCGGACCCAGCGGCCCAGUGGAGAGAGGCAGGUCUCGGGUCCGAGAGCAGAGUUCUGGAAACUACGCGGGCUCAGGGGGAAUAAAAAGACUGACAAAAAUGUCAGGAGAACUCGCGAUGACCUGCUGCAGCUCACCAUUCAGGGCAACUUCCCAGCCUACGAGAGAGUCCUGCUCCGGGAAGCUAAUUUCAAACGGCCCAUUGUCAUCCUGGGUCCUCUGAACGACAUCGCCAUGGAGAAGCUGGGCAGAGAGAUCCCUGAUGACUAUGAGAUGGCAGAGAUGGUUCCUCGCAGUGGAGGAGAUAGCAGCUCCACAGUUAUUAAACUGGAUACUGUGAGGAGAAUAGCAGAGAAGGACAAGCACCCUCUGCUGGACAUCACUCCUACUGCAGUGGAGAGGCUGAACUACAUCCAGUACCAUCCCAUGGUGAUCUUCUUAGACCCUCACAGCCGCAAGGAUGUCAAGGCCAUGAGACAGAGGUACAAUCCCGACUCCAACAAGAGCUCCAGACGGCUUUACUCGCAGGCUACCAAGAUGAAGAAAGACUGCAGCCACCUCUUCUCAGCCCGUGUGGACCUGCAGCCCGGUUCCAACAGCUGGUAUGACAGCCUGAAGGAAAAGAUCCGCCACCAGCAGGCCAAACCUGUUUGGGUGUCUGAAGUCACGCUGGAGAGCGGAGCAGAACAUGAUUUGGAUGCUCUGGACCAAACCCAGACGGACUACCUGAGUGCUGCUAGUGACCUGGAGGACACUGAUGGAGAGGCCUUCACAGACGGAGAAGCCUACACUGACAACGAGGACCUGGAGGAGGCUUACCCCGGCCAGGAUGUAUCCAGGCUCCCACACGGCUCCAGGGGACCCGGAGCUGCUUUAGCCCGAUCAUCUGAACCGGCCUCUGGACACCGCAGCCCGACAUUUGAACCGGAGCCCAGCGACGACAGGGACUCGCUCACAGAAAUCCCCCCACUGAUGCUGGUGCCUGAGCCCAAGUCAUCCCGGCGGGAGCGUUACAGCCCGCCUCACAGCCCUGCCGAGGAGGACGAGCUUUCUCACCGCAGUUUUACAGACAUGGACUUCGGUACCCUUGAUGUGGCUGUGCCCAAAUCUCCGUCAGAUGGGCCGCCGGACUUUGUAGCCCCACACCCCUCCACCCGAUACGCGCUGAAUGAACCCGAGUACGCUGAAGAGCAGCCGGAGAGCUCUCAACCUGCCAGCCUGUCUGCCAUCGAAGAGAAAUUACUGCAGACUCGGAUGGCAGAGCCGCAGGCCCAGGCUGAGGAAAAGAAAGGCCCUCCUUUCGUUGUGAUCGCACAUCACGAAGCCGUCCAGUACAGACGCACGCAGAUCCGAGGCAGCGACAGCUCGGAGGACGACGAGGACGUUGACGAGGACAUUGAAUGGGGUCCUGCAACUGAACUUUAGACAACUUGAGGAUUAAACCUGCUGACUUCUGGUCCAGCACAGACAUGAAAACAGUUUCACGCCUUCAAAAAAUGUUGUUUUCUUCCUUGUAAUAUUAUUGUUUUUAAUUUAUCUUAAUAAGGUCUUGUUUUCAGGUUAGAUUGUAAUUAUUCUAGAUUUCUACAACUGUGAAUGAUAAUGCUGAGUUUUAACAUCAAACAAAGUGUUUUUACAUCAACGUGAAGCUCAAAGUGCCUCAUUUGUUUUUAUAUUUAUAUGUUAAAAACUCAUAAAAAACCACAGUUUGCGCUUUGUUGUAGCUGCUGUAAUGAACAAAUUCUAGUUUUAUUAGAAAUUUUUUUAAAAACAAGGCCAUUUAUGAACUAAGUGGACACUUUUUUUUACUUUUUCUACAUUAAACCAUUUCCUGAUUUCAAAGUGGGUUUAUUCAAUUAUCCACAUGACAGAAACCUGCACACAUUAGAUUAUUAUUUAUUGGUUUGUUUACAUUUUCAUUCAUAUAGCAGCUGUGAUCACUGAUGGUAACAUUUUAAUCUACAUUCAUAUAUUAAUAAUUGAAUAGAUGUAGAAAUAAAACAUGUUGCUGUGGACAUAAGUGCUGGUCAUCAGGCUUCACACUCACAAGUUUAAAAUGAAAAAUUUAAAUGCAAAAGAAUACAAGACAUUUUCACUUGAUUUUUAAACUUUUAACACACUCGGUGUUGUCUUUCUCCAUCCACACUUACAGUGGAAAAAUGUUUAUUUGUUAAUUUCAUCAGAUGGGCUUUCAUGCUCGGUUCCUCUGUUUAGUUGCGUGACAGGGAGAUUCGUGUAAUUUAAUUUUUCACUUGCCAUUUCAAAGUAAUAUCGGUUAAAUUUGAUUUCUUCUUUUCAUCAAUGAACCCAAAGAAGGACUGAACUGAGAUAGAAUCAUAAAUCUGUGUUGCAUAAGAAAACCGUUUCGUC
This is a messenger RNA of Cololabis saira (Pacific saury), 5360 nucleotides long. It is a transcript of the gene tjp3, whose product is annotated as tight junction protein 3. The record is from RefSeq and is a predicted model, not a curated record. The coding region runs from base 408 to 4415 and encodes 1335 amino acids. Gene Ontology annotation, molecular function: cell adhesion molecule binding. Gene Ontology annotation, biological process: positive regulation of blood-brain barrier permeability; cell-cell adhesion; protein localization to cell-cell junction. The transcript is spliced from 30 exons. Gene Ontology annotation, cellular component: bicellular tight junction; plasma membrane. Lineage: Eukaryota; Metazoa; Chordata; Actinopteri; Beloniformes; Belonidae.